ACGACAAAUCAUCUCAACAUGAAGGUUCUUAUUUUCCUGACUCUAGCUGGCCUCGCUACCGCAAUCGACUACGAGCACGUGCUCCAGUCUCCUGGAGAACUCAAGAACCUGUUCAAUGAGUUCAAUCUUAAGUUUGCCAAGGCUUUCUCUCCCUCUGAAGGACCCAUGAGAAUGAGGCUGUUCAGGAACGAUCUGAAGCAGAUCGUCAGGCUCAACAAGGAACACGAGUGGGUCUCAGGAAUCAACCAGUUCACAGCCAUGAUAGUUGCUGAGAAACAACAACACCUCGGACUGAACAUCUCCUUCUCUGCCCCCGCCCCUGAAGAGGAACUUGUCCUGUCCUCUCUCCCCGCUGCCACCGCCAAAGACUGGAGAAAGGAAGGAAAGGUUGCAGCUGUUAAGAACCAGGGUGGUUGUGGAUCUUGCUGGGCUUUCUCUGCUGUCGGAGCUGUUGAGACCAACUAUGUACGUUCUUCAUUGAAGUAUGAAAGUGAUGCUGCUAUCCAGACCGGAAAAAGGAAGCAGUUUGCUGAGCAGGAGUACCUCGACUGUACUUACAGCAGCAGCAGAGACGGAUGCAAGGGAGGAUGGUACUUCGAGGCUUGGUCCUACUCCGCUAAGGCCGGACGUCUUGCAACUCUGGCUGCUGCACCCUACAAGGCUAAAGACGGAUCUUGCUCUUACGACAGAGUUCACAACGGAUUCAUUGCUGCCAAAAUCACUGGAUCCAAAAGGGUCUCCAGAGGAGAGGGAAGCAUGAUCCAUGCUAUGAACUCUGGUGCUGUGUCUGUCGCUUACGAGGUCACUGACGAAUUCUUCAAGUACCAAGAGGGGAUCAUCCGUGAUAACACUUGCAAAAGUUAUGCUAACCAUGCUGUCACAGCCGUAGGGUACACCCACUCUGCAAUGAUCGUAAAGAACUCAUGGGGAGCCUGGGGAAUGAAAGGAUAUUUCUACACCGCCAGAGGACAUCACGGUUGUGAGAUCUACAACCACGGAAAUGUGCCUACCUGGAAAUCAACUGGAAAGUCAGACACUGAUGCUGAUUACGUCCCUGUUGAAGAUGAAGACUGCAAGGGAACUAACGCUGAUGGCUGUCCCUGUGGAACAGUGAGGUGCAGCAAUGGAUCCUGCAAACACGCUCACAUGUGCCACUAAAGAAUCUGCCAGAAGAAGUCAAGA
Molecule: messenger RNA, 1182 nt
Organism: Bolinopsis microptera
Lineage: Eukaryota; Metazoa; Ctenophora; Tentaculata; Lobata; Bolinopsidae
Product: crustapain-like
Exons: 2
Coding region: 19-1158 (379 amino acids)
Cellular component (GO): lysosome
Molecular function (GO): cysteine-type endopeptidase activity
Source: RefSeq, a predicted model, not a curated record